This is a messenger RNA of Hydractinia symbiolongicarpus, 3858 nucleotides long. RefSeq names its product poly [ADP-ribose] polymerase tankyrase-2-like. The record is from RefSeq and is a predicted model, not a curated record. NCBI's taxonomy places the organism in Eukaryota, Metazoa, Cnidaria, Hydrozoa, Anthoathecata, Hydractiniidae. Gene Ontology annotation, molecular function: protein binding. The transcript has 14 exons. Bases 25 to 3237 code for a protein of 1070 amino acids. Gene Ontology annotation, cellular component: cytoplasm; nucleus.
UUUAUUAAGAAAAAUAUAUAGAAUAUGGAGGAUAAAAGUAUGCAUCAAAUCAUGAAUUCUAAUGACAGCCCUGAGGAUCUUGAUCCUUUGUAUUUGCUACAACAAUUAGAGGUUGCAAAGCAGUACAUAAAGGAUCUGGAAACAAGACUGGAAAAACGAGAACAGGAACUACGGGUAUCUAAGCUUCAAACUGAAAGAAGUAUGCGUAGAAAAAAUAGAAGACAAGGUUUGGUUAGCCCGUUAAAUGUAUCACAAAAUAUUACGCAACAAAAAGCAGGACAACCCACAACAACAGAUGCUUCUUCUGAUUUUGGAGAUUAUAUACAAUUAACUAUAUGUGGUUUCAAUGACAGUGUGUCAGUGCCUUUUCGAAUCAGAUUUUUAAAUGGGAACACUUACGUCGUUGGACCAGAAGGUGUUACUAUAGGGUGUGGAUUAGGUUGUGGAAUAAGACUCCCAUCAGAUACCAAUCUCUCCGAUCAUCAUUCAGUCAUUACCUCAAAACUUAUGGAGAGUGGAAAGAGGCAGUUUUUCGUGAAAGAAUUGGCUAAAUUUAAACUAGAAAAUGAAAAUAAAGAUUGCUCACCAACAUGUUUAAACUCGCAAAGUAAUUUCAAUACUGGCAUUAUUCAAUGGUGUGUUUCUGCUGUUCCCCCAAAAAAGCUUAUUCAAAGUCAAUUGUUUCAAAGUAUUCGAAGUAUGGAUUUGAAACAAUAUGAAACUGCAUUUAGUAGUUACGAGGAAUGGAAUAAUUUACACAGAAAUACAUCCUUGAUUGAGGAAAACAUAGAUUCUGACACUAUUGAUUUAAACGACUUGGAAGAUAAAGAAUUUUGCAUUAUUACUGAUACUCAUGCCAGUUUGUCUCAUCCUGAUUUUAGCAGAUGUUAUAUUACUAACAAUGCUGAUCUAAAUGAAAAAUUUUCACUUCUGCAUGUUGCUGUUGAUUAUGGUUGUUCUAAUAUUGUAGAAUCAUUGUUAGCACAUGGUGUUAAGGUUGACAUGCAAUGCGGAAGCAAAUUAACAACAGCAUUACACAUUGCGACGAAACAGAAUUUUGAAGUCAUUGUUUCUCAAUUACUCAGCAAUGGUGUAGAUAUCGAUAAGACAGAUUCAAAUGGUUGUUCAGCAUUGUCCUUCGCAGAGUCUUUUUCUGUAAGGUCAAUGUUAUUAUCUGCGUCAAUGCUUUGUUCUUCAUGUUUUGGUGGUGAUAUUGAUGAAGUAAGAAGAUUGUUGACUGUCAAAAAUACCAGUAGUAAUGUUAAAGCUUACAAAGGCUAUGGACCUCUUCAUUUGGCAAGUAUGAAUGGACACGAAGAUAUAGUCAAUUUGUUAUUGCAAAACUUGGCUCCUGUUAAUGGCACUGGUGGAAAACACAAUCGAACACCAUUACAUUUGGCGAGCAUGGCGAAUCAGGUUGCGAUUGCGAAUUUGUUGAUACAAUAUGGAGCUUUAACAUCAGUGGUAGAUUCUUGCGGUUACACGCCAUUAGAUCUGUCCUCUAGUAAGGAAAUGUGUCAGCUCUUACAAAAGGAAAAUAAUAAUUCGCUCUGUGUAGCAGUUCAAAGUAACGAUGUUGCAGAAGUGAAGCGUUUGUUAGAUGAGAAUAUUUUAAAGAAGAAUGUUUUCGUAUCUCCAGACUUAAUGCAUAAAAAAUUAUCUACUGGAUCACAUGGUAGGAAAACAAGUCGCCAAAUGAUCCUGAAAAAUCUUGGUUUGUGCGCUUUGGUGGACCAAAAAAAUGACAAGAACCUCGCCCCAAUCCACUUAGCAGCUGCUGCGGGACACAAGGAAUUGGUCCAUCUUCUUCUUUCGUAUGGAGCAAAGUUGGAUUUGCAAGGUGGUUUGGAGAAGUGGACGGCAUUGUUUUUUUCUGCACUAGCUGGUCAUGCGAAUUGCACUCAAUUUCUGUUAAUGGUAGGAUCUGAUGACAAUUAUUGUGAUGCUCGGGGAUUGCUUUGUAUCGACCAGGUUGAAAAUCACAUCAAAUAUUUGAAGAGUAAAAUCGACGAUACAGAUAACUCGUCUAAUGGUGUACAAGCAGAUGACAUUGAAGUAUUGAUUCCUGGACAAUUCUUAAAUAAGUCAGAUAAAAGACAUUGUAUCCUUGAUACUACAGCUGAACUCCACCAUCGUGUUCAAUGUCUCCACCGUGUUGUUAAUGUGUUACGGUCAGGUCAGCAAAAGCUACUAAACGCUUUAAAAGACAACGAUAUAACUACUUUGAAAAUAUUACUACGUGAAGAAGAAGUAAACGUGAACAGUAUUCUCUGUGAAACUCUUCCAAUAACAGCGUUAAACUACGCAGCGUCAAUUGGUUUAGCAGAUGCUGCAGAGAUCUUAUUGCAUUACAAGGCAGACCUAUAUAGCGAAGAUAGUCAAUCAUAUACAUGUGUACAUACUGCAGCAGACUGUGGACACAUAGAUGUACUAGAGAUUUUUCUGAAUCAUGAAUUUGAUGUCAAUAGACGAACAAGGUUGCAAAAAUAUACACCGCUUCAUAUAGCUUCUCUGAAAGGACGUAAAAAAGUUGUUGAAUUGCUUCUUAAGCGCGGAGCCGACGUCACUAUAGAAGAUCGAGAUGGAAACAAAGCGUUUGACUUAGCAAAAGAAGCCACCAUAAAAUCUCUGUUAGCACGUGGUGCUGAAAAACUGUACGUAGCUAUUAUGGAGAAGAAUAUCGCACUUGUAAGCGAACUUCUUAAAACAAUUGACGUGAGCGUUCGCUUUAAAGAUGAGCUGACACCAUUACAUGUUGCAGCGGAGAAAGGAUUUUUAAACGUGUCAGAAUUACUGAUUCAGAAUGGAGGUGCUGUUAACCUGCAGGGCGGUAGAGACCUGUCAACGCCGUUACAUUGCGCUGCUCGUUCCACUUCACCCGCCCUUAUUCACCUACUUGUCAAGCAUGGCGGCGAUUUAACAUCAGUAGACAUUGAUGAGAAAACACCAUUUGAAGUUUCAACAAAUCAAGACGUUCGAAAAGCUCUUUUCAAAGCCAGAAAGUCGUCAAAUAUAACUACGAGUGGCAAUGCUGGGUUGGAUAAUAUGAAAUUUAACGUUGGCAAUUAUAUUACUGACAGGACGACAAAUGAAAAAUGUCGGAUAUGUUUGACGGAAUCCAUUGAUACCAUGGUAAUGCCGUGUGGACACAAAUCGUUUUGUUCCGACUGUGUGUUGAGACUGGAUGAGUGCGCGUUAGAUAGGCGGCCAAUUCUCAAUAUCAUUCCAUUAUCUUAAUUUUUGUUUUCUCAUUAAUUUUAGCACUGAUCGUGAUUUUUUGUAACCCGUUUAAACGAAUUUUUGUAUAUUUGUUUCAAGCAAAAUGAAAGUAAUUUAUUAAGUAUUUAUCGAAAAAAUGACUGAAACUUUGAUUGUCGCCCUAGUGAUGCUCAUACCUGUUUUCUGACGUGCUUAGUUUAAAUAAAGAUUUGUGAACACUUCAGUUUUCACGUACUUCAAAUAUUCAUAGUUGGAAUAGGUAGAUAGAUAGAUAGAUAAAUAAAUAGAUAAAUAAAUAAAUGAAUGAAUGAAUAAAUGUCUUUUUAAAUAAUGUCUCACUUAAAAUAUUUUUUACAUUCAUGGUUUUUCUCUAUUGAAAAUCUACAUAAUAAAACUCGAUAUGAACUUUUUGUUUUAUAAUUUUCAUCAUUGUUUUUUAAAUCUAUUAUGAUUACUAUUAUGAUUUUUGGUUAAGCAUUACUUUUAAGAUUUUCAUUUAAUUUCUCAUUUGCUUUAUAAAAUUUGCGCUGUUUAUUUAAAAUUGACCCCUCAAAUCUCCCCAAGACUCAUUAAUAUUUCCACCAAACGCAUAUAUUUGAACAACUUUCUUCUCAAAUCUCUCCAUUUUUAGCUUUACAA